Molecule: messenger RNA, 1670 nt
Organism: Impatiens glandulifera
Lineage: Eukaryota; Viridiplantae; Streptophyta; Magnoliopsida; Ericales; Balsaminaceae
Product: cytochrome P450 81Q32-like
Exons: 3
Coding region: 1-1542 (513 amino acids)
Molecular function (GO): heme binding; oxidoreductase activity, acting on paired donors, with incorporation or reduction of molecular oxygen; iron ion binding
Source: RefSeq, a predicted model, not a curated record
AUGGAAAUUGCUCUUUUCUAUUAUGCAUUUCUUUGCAUUAUUAUUGUAGCUUUAGCUUUCAAGUUCAAGUUCUACUCAUCUCAUAAAGUCAGCCAAAAAAGAUCUCCCCCAAGUCCUUCUCUAUCUCUUCCCUUCAUCGGCCAUCUUCUUCUCCUCAUCGGAAAAGACCCUAUCCAUCGAGUCUUUCGCCGGAUCUCCCAUGAACUAGGUCCACUUUUUUCUCUCCAAUUGGGGAACCGAUUUGCAGUCAUCGUCUCAUCAUGGUCAAUUGCCGAAGAAUGCUUCACCAAGAACGAUAUUGUCCUUACAAAUCGACCUAAAUUUUUAUUUGGAAAGUACAUAUUCUACAAUUACUCCACUCUUGGCUUUACUCCUUAUGGUGAAUACUGGCGCAAUCUCCGUCGCAUCAUGGUACAUGAUAUUUUCUCCACCAGUCGUCUUAACAGUUUCUUGCACAUCCGUCAGGAUGAGGUCAAACAUUUACUUCAAGGGUUGUGUGGUCUAUCUUCACCUGAAUUCGUUAAAGUAGAAAUGAGAUCGCGAUUGAUAGAUAUGUCGUUUAAUAUAAUCAUGCGAAUGAUUGCUGGGAAGAGAUAUUUUGGAGUGGGGGAAUUUUCGGUAGACGAGGAGGCGGUUGAGUUUCGACAAAUUGUGAAAGAAGUAUUUGAAUACAUGACACUUUCCAAUGCCGCAGACUUUUUGCCAUUUAUGAGACUACUUGAUUGUCAAAAUAUUCAAAAAAAAAUGAUGAUACUUCAAAAGAAGAUGGAUUGCUUUGUACAACGUCUUAUAACGCAGCAACGGCUCAAGAAGCAAGGAAACUCCAUGAUUAAUCAUCUACUCUCAUUACAAGAAGCACAACCAGGCUAUUACACAGAUGAAAUCAUCAAAGGGAACAUUUGGGAGAUUAUUAUUGCGGGUACAGAAACAUCAUCGGUAACAAUCGAGUGGGCAAUGGCUUUAUUAUUAAAUAAUCUAGAGAAAUUGGAGAAAGCAAAAGUUGAGAUAGAUUCUUGCAUAGAACCAAGCCGAUUAGUUGAUGAAUCCGACAUCUCUAAGCUUCCUUACCUUCAAGCAAUCAUAUCGGAGACGUUGCGACUCUUCCCUCCGGCUCCUUUACUCGCACCACACAUGCCUUCAGAAGAUUGCCAAAUAGCGGGAUUUGAUGUUCCUCGUGGUACAAUCUUAAUUGUGAAUGCAUGGGCCAUACAUAGGGACCCAAGUAUUUGGGACGAUCCAAAUGCCUUUAAGCCGGAGAGAUUCAUGAGUGUAGAAACCAAGGGUGAGGCAUACAAGAUGUUGCCGUUUGGGAUGGGAAGGAGGGCUUGCCCCGGUUCUGUGUUGGGUCAACGUGUUGUGGGUUUAACCUUGGCUUCUUUGAUUCAGAGUUUCGAGUGGAAGAGAGUUGAUGGAAAGGAAGUUGACCUAAUGGAGGGAAAAGGGAUCGCCAUGCCUAAAGUUGAACCAUUGGAGGUCAUGUGCAAGGCACGUAACAUCUUACUCAAUGCUCUUGAUAUGAGCCGGCCGGCCCAUAAAAUGUGAAAACUGAAAAGUGAAUUUGGUUUUUAGUUUGUAAUACUUAACUAGCUAGUUUCCUAUGGAGGCAAGUAACUAAAGUUGAAAUGAUGGAAACUGGGUUUUCUAUAUAUGUAAAUGGAUUAUAUUAUAUU